Messenger RNA from Motacilla alba alba, 1272 nucleotides. It is a transcript of the gene SH2D1A, whose product is annotated as SH2 domain containing 1A. The record is from RefSeq and is a predicted model, not a curated record. NCBI's taxonomy places the organism in Eukaryota, Metazoa, Chordata, Aves, Passeriformes, Motacillidae. The coding region runs from base 150 to 527 and encodes 125 amino acids. The transcript is spliced from 4 exons.
UGCUGUCUCACCCCGUGCAGAGGCUUCAGAGGUGUGAACACAUCCUGUUUACAUCUGCCACCAAGACGGGAGGCUGAGGGAGCACACGGCUGAGGCACAGCAGGGAGCGCCAAGCUCGGGAGAGCGGCUGCAGCGGGACAGGCCCUGGCAUGGACACAGUGCCCGUCUACCACGGGGCCAUCACCCGAGAGGCUGGGGAGAAGCUGCUGCUGGCGGCGGGCACGGACGGCAGCUACCUGCUGCGGGACAGCGAGAGCAUCCCGGGGGUCUACUGCCUCUGCGUGCUACAUCAGGGUUAUGUUUAUACCUACAGAGUGUCCCAGACAGAAACUGGAUCCUGGAGUGCUGAGACGGCGCCUGGGGUCCACCGGAGGCUCUUUCGGAAGGUGCACAACCUCAUUUCAGCCUUCCAGAAACCCAACCAAGGCAUUGUAACACCCCUGCAGAACCCAGUUGUCAACCACGUGAAAGCCAGCUACUCCCCAGGGAGGAAUGAAGGCUAUGACUUCCACCUGCAGCCAUCAUGAGGAUGUCUCCCCAAGUGUGACAUAACCACAUCUUCCAGCAUCUCCUCUAAUCUAUGCUUUAAAACAGAAUAGUUUAUAUGAUGAUAGUAAAUACAACUCUGUGAGUUUUCUUGUAACAUUUGCAGAAAUGUGUAUUUCAUAGAAUUUAUUGCUCAAGAUGUAGAAAUUUAGAUUUCAAAGUACUUUGAACUUAGGGUGGGAUAUUUUUGGUUUGGUUUUGGUUUUUCCCAAGAGAGGAUAAAAAAGCAUGAACUGCUAAAUCCUUUAUGUCUUUUUUUUCCUUUGUACUGUCAUGUUAAAAUAUUUUUCCCUUAAAGAUCAGUUCUUAAUUAAUAAUUAGUUAUUAAUUUUACAUUGCUUAACUUUGGAUCCUGCUUUGCUUUGGUCUGGUUGGCAUUUAUGCAGAAUUGGGCAAGUCCCCUUUUAUAACCUUAGGAGAAUUGUUUACAUUAAAGUGUCCUUGCCUUGGAUGGGCUGUGUGUUUGUCAUUCAUACAGUUCCUAAAGAUAUUCCAGAUGUGAUACCAUGAGGAUCCCCACUGACUGAUUUCCCAUCAAAGCAGUUGCUCUGCCCGCUAACAAAAUCUGUAGUUUUCACCAAUGACCAAGAACAUAAGUAAUGCACAGAGUAACCAAGAAUGCCCAAUGAAGUGGAAAGCCUUGUUCUUUGCUUUUAGGUGUUCUCUGUACUUGAAACAAGCCAUCCUUGCAUACAAGUUAAAAAAAUAAAUUAUUUUUGCAUGGCA